Chaetomium strumarium is the source of this 1563-nucleotide messenger RNA. RefSeq lists its product as uncharacterized. NCBI's taxonomy places the organism in Eukaryota, Fungi, Ascomycota, Sordariomycetes, Sordariales, Chaetomiaceae. The transcript has a single exon. The coding region runs from base 131 to 1072 and encodes 313 amino acids. The record is from RefSeq and is a predicted model, not a curated record.
GACGCUGCUUCUUGGAUUGAAUCACUUCACUCUCAUUAUUCCAGCAACUCAUCGGACACUUGACCAUACGUCCCCUUUUCUCGCUCGUAUCGAAACGGCAAACACCGCACAGGGAUAUUACACUUUCAACAUGCCAGCGCUUCACAAAGUUGCCGCGGCCGCCGCCCUGGUGCUGUCACUACCAUCCCUCGCCGCCGUAAUCCAGCGGUCCGGCAACGAGACGUCCCGGAACCUCAAUAACCGCGCCGCGGAACCCCCCAGUCCUGUCGCAGACGGAAUCGACUGGGCCUAUGACUUCGAGGUCAAGUUCCAGCCCCUCGUGGACUUCGACACAGACAGCUGCUACAAUGUCCCCGCCAUGGAUAAUCACAACCGCGCGUCCGAAGGGCUUAAUCCCGAUUACGACUCGGACGUCAGUACCUGUCGCCCGCGCUCUGCUCUCGACCGCGGCGGCUCCAACGUCUACGUCCGGGGCCGCUGCAACCGGGGCUGGUGUGCCUUCGUCUUCGCCUACUACUUCCAAAUGGACUUUGCAUGGUCCUUCCCUUUGAACAGCUGGAACCACCGCCACGACUGGGAGCACGUGGUGGUCUGGGCCAAGCUGGGCCAGCCGCGCAGCGUGUCAGUCUCGUGCCACGGCGACUACGAGAGUCUCGUGGCCAACGACCCCGACCUCCGCUUCGGUGAAACGCCAAAGGAAUUCCCCUACUACCACACGACGCUGAAACCCGCGGCCACGCACCCCAAGGUCGUGUACCACAAGGACGGCGCCCGCACGCACUGCUUUCGCUUCGCCAAGAAGGCCGACGACUCCGAGGGCCCGGAGAACGAUCGGGGCGUGUGGAUCCGCAGCGGCCUGGUGAGCAAGCUGAUGAUGCCUACGGAAUGGUGGGAGACGUUCCGAUCUCACGAGUGGGGCAGCGCGCACCUUGCCUGGGCCAACGAGGACGACUUCGCUGGGCACCUUAUCAAAACGAUGCCGCAGGAGGCGAGGGAUGAUGAGUUCGAUUGCGCCUAUGACGAGGUGCCGGAGCUAAAGGGUUGGCCUAAGGACUGGCAGAAAUGGUUGUAGAGGUGAUGAGGGAGUAAAGUUGGCAAGGAAGCUCCUCGCAUAUGCUGAGUUGCUCCGCUUAGACGCCCAUUUAUCUUGGGUAGCGGAUGCCCUUCCCAUUCCUGUUUUCCGCGGGACACGACGGUAAACGAGAAUAAUUAGUUAGCUAAGUAUGUACAUACAAAUACACACGGCCAUGCGCUGGACUCGUCUCUGCUCUAAUCUUUUAAGAUUAAUGGCGAAAAAAGAGGGUGAACAAAUGAACGAGCAGGAUAACUUAAAAUGUAAAUGUCCUAUGGACCACAGACAUAGCGCUCUGCUUGAUCCAGCUUCGAAGCAGUUGCAAAUCCUUAAGCGUUCGGGCCUAGAGACGGCAUCAUUAUGUGGAUACUAAUAGCUUGACUGAACUGAACUGCCUGCGACAAUAUGGUGCAUUUAACAGGGUCAAGCUGGCUGUUCGUAACACUCAAUUCCAUUAAACUAAGCCUGAGGAAAGGAAAGGAAAAUGUUUU